Messenger RNA from Uranotaenia lowii, 870 nucleotides. RefSeq lists its product as uncharacterized. The transcript has 2 exons. NCBI's taxonomy places the organism in Eukaryota, Metazoa, Arthropoda, Insecta, Diptera, Culicidae. The coding region runs from base 40 to 717 and encodes 225 amino acids. The record is from RefSeq and is a predicted model, not a curated record.
AGUGUAUUGUUUUCAUGUUACAUUAUUUACAAAAUCAGAAUGUGGACUAGAGAAAAAAUUUUAAGAUUAAUAAAAGAUUAUCGAGAUACUCCUUGCUUGUGGGAUGUUUCGAGUCCUGAAUAUAAAGUCAAAAGAAAUAGAAGGGAAGCCCGAAUAGCAUUGGCCGCUAAACACAAUGUCACAGUCGAUCAAAUAGAAAAGAAAAUACACAAUUUGAAAACAUCAUUCAACCGGGAACGGAAAAAAUGUUUGGAGAAAUCUCGGGAAUCACCAUGGUUUGCUUAUAAUUAUUUAUAUUUUCUACAACCAUCAUACGAAUCAAAGGACGGGCUUAAAGUGGAAUUCCCUGUUGUCCCGGAUGAAGACGACAUGAUUGAACAUGAUCCUGAUUAUGAGGAGUACCCUGCACAAAAACCUGUUAAAUAUAUGCACUCUUUGUCAGAAGUACCAGGUCCUAGCAGAGAUGAGAUUUCGGUUUUCGGGGAGUAUGUAACAAACAAAAUGCGGAAUUGUAGUAGACCCAGAGCCGAGGUCUGUUUGGCCCAGAGACACAUAAACGACAUUUUAUUUAAACUCGACAUGGGACUGCUAGCUGAGGAAAUUCCAGCUAUCAAGAGACCUGCGGCCGCCAUCUCAAUCGUUUCACGUGACAGUUAUUUCCAUAAUUACUCAUCACCAAAAACAGAUGAUAUAGAAGUUGCAGAUUCUAUGGAGUAAUGCAUAAGGGAUUUUAUUAGAUGCGAAGGAUGUAUGUCUUCAACUUCGAAAUAUUCCCAAGAGUGAAUACAAAAAUUUUACAAACAGUAAUAUAAUGAUUUUUUAACAAAGAUUAACAUAGAGUAAUUUGAUAAUAAAGGAUAAAUAUAAAAU